GGAGGAAGCGUUCCGGGGACGCGGCUUACGCGGCGGGCCCACGCCGCAACCCCUUCCCGGAAACGCGUCCUUGCCGGCGGGGACAAAAGGCUUCUCCCCCGUCGCCUCCCCUCCCUGUCCCGUUUCACACGCCCCCGACGCAACGAGACGCAACCGCAUCGCCGCAGGCUAUAGCCUAUAUCCCGCCUCCACCCCCGGGUCUCCCCACCUCCGCAGCCAGCCUGAUCCAGCGCCGCCGCCAACCCACAGCAGCCCAAAUGUUCCUGACCGAGAAGUGCAGCUCGCUCCUCCCGCCCCACCACCACCACUCGGACGCAGCACCGCCCAAGGCCAGCCGCCGCAGCCGCCAGCGCCAGCAGCUGCUGACGGCCUGCUUCGACGCGGCGCUGGCCGCGCGCCUCCGGGGCCUGCUGUCCGGUCCCGCGCCCUCCUCCUCCCCGCUCGCGGCGCUCGCGCGGCUCGCCGACCUCCUCGCGCUCACGCUCGCGGAGGCGGCGCCCGCGCUCGCCGGCGAGGGGGACGCGGCAGCCGUCGCCGCGCACCUCGACGCCGGCGUCGCGCUCCUCGACGCCUGCAACGCCAUCACCGCGCGCCUCGAGCGCCUCCGCCGCCGCCGCCUCCUCGCCCGCUUCGCGCUCCACCUGCUCUCGUCGUCGCCGGCAGGGCGAGGGCGCGCGCGCGCCGCGCUCGCGGACCGCGACGACCGCAGCUCCUCGUCCCCGCCGCCGCCGCUCCCUUCCCUCCCGUUCGACCAGCCCCGCGGCCGCCUCUCCGCCGCCGCGCGCGUCCUUGUCGCCGUCAGCGCCGUCUCCUCCCUGGCCGCCGCGGCCGCGGCCGCCGUCCUCGGAGGAGCCUUCCUCGACGCGGCCGCCUUCCCCCGCGUCUCCGGCGGGGACUUCUCCUGGGCGGAACCCUUCAACGCCGUGUCCGGCCAGCUCUCCGCGCUCGCCGCCUCCAGCGCCAGCGAAGUGGACGCCAUCGACGAGGCCGUCCAGAGGCUCGCGUCGGUGCUCGACGCCAAGGACGGAGCCGACGAGGCGGCGGUGCGCGCCGCGGCGCAGGAGGUGGAGAGGCGCACGGUGGAGCUGACGGCGCGGCUGGACCGCCUGUCGGACGCCGUCAACGGCGUGUUCCGCGCGGCGCUGGGCCUCCGCAACGCCGAGCUCGGCAGCUUCAUGGUCGGACCCGCACCGGCCGGGAAGACGUGUGCGUAGCCUUUGGUUUUUUUUUUUCCCACUCGACCUCUGACUGUAGGAUGUUGCUACAGCUCAGUUCUACCGUGCAAGUACGUAGUGUUGUGCUGCAGGGUAUGCAGUCUGGGUUGGUUGGGCGAACCUGCUGGUAAAAUACAGUUAAAAGAGGAGGCCACAUACGAGGAUACUUGUUGCAUUUUGCGCCCUUUUGUACAUGUGGAAUCCAAUGCUGUGUGGGAAUGGAACAUGCAUGCAUGUAUGUGUUGGAAAUGUUCAA
Molecule: messenger RNA, 1470 nt
Organism: Panicum virgatum (switchgrass)
Lineage: Eukaryota; Viridiplantae; Streptophyta; Magnoliopsida; Poales; Poaceae
Product: protein BPS1, chloroplastic-like
Exons: 1
Coding region: 258-1214 (318 amino acids)
Source: RefSeq, a predicted model, not a curated record